This is a messenger RNA of Coniophora puteana RWD-64-598 SS2, 708 nucleotides long. RefSeq lists its product as uncharacterized. The record is from RefSeq and is a predicted model, not a curated record. The annotation marks the transcript as partial. NCBI's taxonomy places the organism in Eukaryota, Fungi, Basidiomycota, Agaricomycetes, Boletales, Coniophoraceae. The transcript has 9 exons.
GGUCCGAGCCUCCUCGGCAUCAUGUUGAAUCUCAUUUUCUAUGGUAUACGGUGCACCCAAUUUCUCUUCUAUUAUACAACAUUUAAAAAGGAUAACAAGUUCAUCAAAACAAUCGUCUAUAUGCUCCUUGCUCUCGACACGAUUAGAGCUGUCUUUGACAUGGUUUACCUCUACGACUAUCUGAUCAUUCACUUUGAAGGCGAUGUGGAAUACUUAGCAAAGGCAAAUUGGGGUAUGUCUACCUACGAACUUAUGAUGAUAGUGAGCGCAAUUGGAACAGCUGUUGCAUGUAGAUUCGUUCCCGAGUUCCAGGAUUUUCAAAAAUUUGAGGAGGUAGUUGUUUUGUGGCUUGCUAGCGCUGUCAUUUGUGAUGUUAUUAUCACGGCCUCUUUGGUAUAUUACCUCAACAAGCAUAAGCAAGGUUUUAUUUGGAGUGACACGGUCAUCGACCGGAUCAUUGCCCUCACUGUACAGACUGGAAUGAUCACCGCUAUUUGGGCGACGGUCCACAUGAUUCUCUUCUUAAGUUCGACUGGUGGAAUUCAUUUGAUAUUUAAUUACAUGCUUGGCAGUCUCUAUUCAAACUGCCUCAUGUCAACGCUGAACGCAAGGGUAUACUUGAAGGAUAUGUCCGACUCCAAUGCGAAUUCAUGGAACGACCGCAGCACAGAAAGGUCACUGGUAAGUCAGCAUAAAAUAAUGUCUUAG